Phalacrocorax carbo (great cormorant) is the source of this 1855-nucleotide messenger RNA. NCBI's taxonomy places the organism in Eukaryota, Metazoa, Chordata, Aves, Suliformes, Phalacrocoracidae. The record is from RefSeq and is a predicted model, not a curated record.
GGGCGGGGCCCCGGGCGCGGAGCAGGCCCCGCCGCCGUUGCUAGGGCGGCCCCCCCGCGUUGCUAGGGGCGUGUCCGGCCGCCGGGCAACUCUCGCGAGAACAGCCCGCCCCGUUGCCUGGAGACGGCGGCGGCUGCCAUUAUGGCACCCAAAAAGAAAGUCGGGAAAAAAGGGAAAGGGAGCAAAGCUCCGGCGGUGGUGGAUGCCUUGUCCCCGAGGGAGAUGAGCAAGGAGCAGCUGGAGAAGCACGUUGCACGUCUCCGGGAGGAGCUGGACCGGGAACGGGAAGAGCGCAACUAUUUCCAGCUGGAGCGUGACAAGAUUCACACCUUCUGGGAGAUCACCCGCCGGCAGCUGGAGGAGAAGAGGGCAGAGCUGCGGAACAAGGACCGGGAGAUGGAGGAGGCAGAGGAGCGGCAUCAAGUGGAGAUCAAGGUUUACAAACAGAAGGUGAAGCACUUGUUGUACGAACACCAGGAAAACCUCACCGAGCUGAAGGCAGAGGGCACCCUGUCCAUGAAGCGGGCCCAGAAGGAUCACUGGGCCCAGGAGAUGGAGCUGCGGAAAGACAUGCGCUCCUUGAAAGUGGAGCUGAAGGAGCAGGAGCUGGCCAACGAGGUGGUGGUGAAAAACAUGCGCCUGAAACAAGAGGAGGAGCUCACCCGGCUCUGCAACGACUUUGAGAGACAAGUGAAAGAGAUUGAGGCCAAGUACGCCAAGAAGAUGCAAGCGCUGCGGGACGAGCUUGAUUUGCGGAGGAAGACUGAGAUCCACGAGGUGGAGGAGAGGAAGAACAACCAGAUUGGCGAGCUGAUGAGGAACCAUGAGAAGGCCUUCAGCGACAUGAAGAACUACUACAACGACAUCACCCUCAAAAACCUGGCGCUCAUCAGCUUGUUGAAGGAGCAGGUGGAGGAGAUGAAGAAGAGAGAGAACCACUUGGAAAAGGAGAAGGCGGAUGUGCUGCUCCAGAACAAGGAGCUGAAGGAACCCCUGCAGCAGGCCCAGGAGCAGGUCUCUGAGCUGCAGAAGAAGGUGGCCCACCACGACAAGGACAGGGAGGCCCUGAUGAACACAAAAGCCCGGCUGAAAGUCACCCAGAAGGAGCUGAAGGAUCUUCAGUGGGAACAUGAAGUGCUGGAGCAGAGGUUCAGUAAGGUGCAGGCGGAGCGAGACGAGCUCUAUCAGAAGUUCACCAAAGCCAUUAACGAGGUGCAGCAGAAGACGGGCUUCAAGAACCUGCUCCUGGAACGCAAGCUGAAAGGACUUCUCAGCGUCCUGGAGAAAAAGGAAGUGGAGCUCAGCGAGGUCUUUGCAGCCUCCAACCUCGAGCCAAGUGCCCUCUCCUUGGUCUCGCACAAGCUGGAGGACGUCCUCAAUUCCAAGAACGCCACCAUCGAGGACCUGCAGCACCAGCUGGCCCGAGCCUGCAAGGCGCACGAUGACAUGCUGCGGACGUUCGAGGCAAAGCUGACGGCCUUUGGGAUCCCCCUGGACAACCUGGGCUUCAAGCCCCUGGCGAGCCCCUUGCUGGGGCAGGGCCCCGCGGGACUCGUGGCCGUGCCCACCUGAGGCUGGGAGCGGGGCUGUGCCCCCGUCCUGCUCCGCGCCAUUAAACACACCCCGGUGAGCUUUCCCAAGGACCCGCAGGACCCUCUCUCUCCCCCCUGGCGGGGUUUUUCCCUGCAGAGCAGCCCCCCACACCUGCCUCCGGGGCUGGCCCCCGCCUGCGCCGCCCCUGCGGCUCCCCUCCUUCCCCCUCCGGAAGCUGGGCCUGCACUGGCCCAGGAAUGUGAUUUUUUUGUUUGUUUGUUUGUUUGUUUUUGAGACAAACAGUGCUGUUUGAAGCCUUUAA